Molecule: messenger RNA, 2112 nt
Organism: Varanus komodoensis (Komodo dragon)
Lineage: Eukaryota; Metazoa; Chordata; Lepidosauria; Squamata; Varanidae
Gene: ZWILCH
Product: zwilch kinetochore protein
Exons: 18
Coding region: 241-1857 (538 amino acids)
Biological process (GO): protein localization to kinetochore; mitotic spindle assembly checkpoint signaling
Cellular component (GO): RZZ complex
Source: RefSeq, a predicted model, not a curated record
AAGUGGAUAAAAUUUUCCCUACUAUUUUGUCCUAGAUUUCUUCAUGCUAGAUCGCCAUGAAAGGACCACAGCUGAGGCAGUGUGUGGAUGUAAUGGCAACUCCAUGCCAGAUGACUAUAUGAGGAAGGAAAGAAGAACAUCAAUAAAGGACCGUGUAUAUUUGAGACUGAUCUGCAAGGUUAUUUGAUUGGUGAAGGAUGCGCGAGCCCCUUGGAUGUCUUCUGGGACAGGAGUGGUGUGAUGUUUGUUGUAGAAAAAGUGCGACCAUGUGAAGCAAUCGACAAACUAGAAGAUCCGCAGACUGGUGGCACUUCUACUUUGGAGGCUUGCCCAAGUGAGAAUUCUUCACCAUUGGCUUUACCCAUUUCAAGAGCAAGGCAACUGAUUUCAUUCUAUACAAUGUCCCAAAAUCCAAACAUGAACUUAACACUGGUGUUACUUCCUCCACUUUGGGUGCGAUGUGAUCGGUCUGACCUGAAACAAACAAUAUGGCUAGGAGCUGAGCCUCUCAGCACUGGAAACAAGAUUAUAGGAAUCAAUCUUUAUACAGUUACUUGCAAAGGUCCAGUGUCAAAGAAAAAAUAUUCCGCAGACCUUGAAGAGCUGAAAGAGAUGCACAGAAUGAGACAUCACUCUUCCAAUUUGACAGUAAAGGGCUUUGCUCGUUACGAGUUUCUUGAUGCCACUCCACUGGACUCCCUCGCUCUGGAAGACACGCUCAUUUCCUUGGAGAGAAAUAUUUAUGUUGACUUUGCUUGGAACACGGUCACAAAGCUCCUGCAGACGCCUUCCCUCACUUCUGCUGCUACACUGUCUUGGAAUUUCCAGAAAGUGCAGAUGGCGUCUGGGAGCCCCCUGAGUUCUGUGUAUGAGCUGAGCCGGGAACUGGCGUUCCUCCUGCAUUUGGGUGAGAACUUGAAGACUGGCUUGACUGACUGGCCUAAACCUGUAGGAGGAAAACCAGCUGUUGAAUUAGUACAGAAACUUCUGGAAGAUUUAAAGGACGAGAUGGAUGGGUUGAAGACGCCGAACAAAAAUGAUAUUGAGAGUCCCCAGAGCACUGCAGCUGCCUUGCCCGGCUCCAUGAAAACCCUUUUCAGCAGGAGAGGAGACCUUGAUUUUGUGGAACUGCUGUGGUGCAAGAUGUGGGGCAAGGUCACUUCGUAUGCGGAGCUGGUAGAAUGUUUCUCACAGGUCAUGAAAGCCAUCCAGCACGGGGCAUUGCAAACUUGGGUUCAUCAAGGAAGUAGCAGCUUACUGAGCAAACUGAUCAAGCAGUCUUACUAUGGAAGCGUAGAUACCGUGCCUCUUAGGGGUGUGACUCCAGUACAGAUGCUUCUAGAAAUUGGUGUGGAUAAAAUGAAGAGGGAUUACGUCAGCUAUUUUGUAGGCAAAGAAUUUGCAAUACGCACCCACCUGGAUUACUUCAUGUCUACUUCUGUGGACCUACAGGAGCAGAUUCAUCGUGUCCAGAAACUCCAUCAUAUGCUGGAAAUUGUGGACAACUGCGUAGAACUACUUAAACUUGAGCAUGAGAGCCUCAUCUUCUUGACACAGUCCUGUAUCAACUACUACAAAGAAAACCCCCUGAAUGAGAAGCACGUGUUCCAGCUGCCAGUCAGGGCAACUCUUGUGAAGGAGUUUUACCAAAAUGCUCAUCCCCAAGUGUGGAGAGUCGAAAUCAGCAGCGGACGAGGCCAGGGGAAAGUCACCACAGCGUGGCAACUGAGCACCACUCCUCCAGCUGAGCACUUGUGCUCGAGCGGCGCAGAUAUCCUGGAUACAGAAGCUUGUGGCAGUAAAGAGGAAAUGUCAUUUGUUACCCUCCUUGAGUGCUCUCAGGUGCCUUUUGCAUAAAAAUGGAAGACUUGGCUCAGCACUUCUGGUGCCAGGUAACCCACUAAAAUUUACUAGUCAACCAGCACUGAAUUCACAACAAAUUUCUUCCUAACAAAGGCCCACCAGAAGAUGACAUUCCUGCCAAAUUAUUCAGAAAGAAUUGGACUUGUUGCUGUUAAACAUUUCAGUUUAUAAAUCUUACCAAAAGCAUGGCACAAGACUAGAGCACAAACAUCACAGUCCUCUGUCUUGAAAAAAGGAAAUUUUAUUAAA